Molecule: messenger RNA, 673 nt
Organism: Acyrthosiphon pisum (pea aphid)
Lineage: Eukaryota; Metazoa; Arthropoda; Insecta; Hemiptera; Aphididae
Product: fibroblast growth factor receptor-like 1
Exons: 2
Coding region: 207-611 (134 amino acids)
Source: RefSeq, a predicted model, not a curated record
AAUGAUUUAUACAAAAAAAAUCAUUAAAAAUAAUAACUUUUGGGUCAAAAAUUAAAAAAACCUUUAAACACGAUUUCUCAAUAUUUCACUUUUUGGAGUUACUGCAAUUCUUGGUAGCAGGGCAGAAUAUGUAUCAAGCAAUAUUUGAUUUUUGAAUUAAGUUAUUUUUUUUUAGUUCAUCAAGUGUAUAUUUUCUUUUCAGUAUCAUGCAAUUUUUUUAUAAAUUCAUAAUUAUCUAUUUCAUUAUCAUAAAAUUGUUCAACUUUUUAAUUUUAAUUUUAGUUAGAGCUGAUUUUUACAAUGCAACCGGAAAUUGCUAUGCUCCUAAAUUCACAAAAUUCAGUAGUAUGCACAGAGAGGUCUUGUUGUCCACUGAAAAUAUAAUGAAAUUGGAAUGUGCAGAAGUUAAAGGCAUUCCUUCACCGAUCAUAACGUGGUACAAAGACGGAAUCAUGCCACUCCAACGCCAACAGAGUACAGUUAGGUACACGCAAUUUACCAUUAUACUGAAAGAUUUAGUAACGAUGGAUUUCGGUAAUUACACGUGCAAAGCGAGCAACGAGAACGGAUUUAUAGAUUUCACGUAUGAAGUCAAAAUAAAUAGCAAAUAAAUGGUUAAAUCUAAAUUGUAUAGAAUAUCUACCUAUUUAACAAGAAAAACUAUUUAUUAUUA